Molecule: messenger RNA, 949 nt
Organism: Apaloderma vittatum (bar-tailed trogon)
Lineage: Eukaryota; Metazoa; Chordata; Aves; Trogoniformes; Trogonidae
Gene: ASB9
Product: ankyrin repeat and SOCS box containing 9
Exons: 7
Biological process (GO): intracellular signal transduction; positive regulation of protein catabolic process; protein ubiquitination
Molecular function (GO): protein binding
Source: RefSeq, a predicted model, not a curated record
GGCUGCUUCCCAAGAGAUUCUCCGAACCAGUGUCCUGAAAAGCCCAAAGUCAGUCCUCCGGAAGUCCAGGGUGGAUGUUUUGCUGAUGACCCUCCUAACUGCACCGAAAACUUUGUUUCAGACUGGUCUCCUUUACAUGAUGCCUCUGUUCGUGGGCGUCUGCUUACUCUGAAGAAACUCAUCAAGCAGGGGAGUGAUGUCAAUCUUGUUACAGCAGAUCAAGUGUCUCCUCUCCAUGAAGCCUGCCUAGGGGGUCAUGCUGCUUGUGCCAGUGUCCUAUUAAAACAUGGUGCUCAGGUGAAUGGAGUUACUGUCGACUGGCACACUCCAUUGUUCAGAGCUUGUGUCAGUGGCAGCGUGGCUUGCUUGAAUCUAUUGCUGCAGCAUGGAGCCAGCCUAAACCCGCCCUGUGAUUUGGCAUCCCCCAUCCAUGAAGCUGCUAAGAGAGGUCAUGUGCAAUGUGUCGAAUUCCUCACGUCCCAUGGUGUAAAUAUAGACCACAACAUCAAACAUCUGGGUACUCCACUUUAUGUAGCUUGUGAGAACCAGCAAGUGAGCUGUGCCAAGAAGCUACUUGAGUCAGGAGCAAAUGUGAACGUUGGCAAGGGCCUGGACUCUCCUCUGCAUGUGGCUGCCAGGAAUUGCAGUGUGGAGCUGGUGAUGCUGCUCAUUGACUUUGGAGCGGACAUCUGGGUGAAGAAUGCUGAAAGCAAGAGACCGAUGGAGCUGGUCCCUCCCGGCAGUCCUGUGAGCCAACUGUUCCUUCAGAAAGAAGGGCCACUGUCCUUGAUGCAGUUGUGCCGCCUGUGCAUCAGGAGGUGUUUUGGACACAAGCAGCAUCAAAAAAUAACUGGACUUCUCCUCCCAGAUGAGCUGAAACAUUUCCUUCUCCAUGUUUAAGCCUUUCAUGUUCAAAACGGUGCCUUUAAUAACACAGCAAGGUUAGUUG